This is a messenger RNA of Saprolegnia diclina VS20, 3363 nucleotides long. RefSeq lists its product as hypothetical. The record is from RefSeq and is a predicted model, not a curated record. The transcript is spliced from 5 exons. Lineage: Eukaryota; Oomycota; Saprolegniomycetes; Saprolegniales; Saprolegniaceae. Bases 1 to 3336 code for a protein of 1111 amino acids.
AUGGGGGCAGCGCUCUGGGCGGCUGUCGUCGACGCGCUAACGACGUUCCGCGAGCUUCAUGGGCAUGUCGACGUGCCGGCCGACUUUGCCGUUCCGGCGACUGCACCAUGGUCCGAUGUUGUCCAUGGCAUCCACCUCGGGCUGCUCGUGGUCUUUCUUCGCACGCGGCCCACGAUCGAUCCGGUAAUCAAGACGACCCUUGACGCGCUGGGUUUUGACUUGACGCCCGUGCGCAUCGUGCAACGCCGCCAGUGGAGCUGGGUGCAUCGGCUCGAGGCGCUGUGCUUGUAUCGAGAAGCACACGGUCAUAUGAAGGUGCCACAGCGGUACGUCGUGCCAACGUCGUACCCACAGCACUUGCACCACCUGCCGCUUGGCCAUUUGGUCAGCAGCCUGCGCUGUCAAAGCAUUGCUUACACACCCGAACGAGUGCAACGAAUUAGCGACCUCGAUGCGCUCGGAUUCCUCUGGCGUCUGUCGUCCAAGAAUGCGACGUAUUGCGUCGUGCAUCGCCCAGGCAAGCGCGCGCCCAUGGCUCAAACCGUCGCGUGGUCGGAGCAGAUCGAGGCGCUUCUCGUCUUUCGGCGUCUGCACGGUCACGCCAAUGUGCCAGACGGGUUCAUCGUGCCACCCGAAGCGGACGUGUGGCCGCUUCCGAUGCACUACGUCGCUCUCGAUCUCGCACUCACGUUGCUGCGCGUGCAUGUCUACGAGCUGCCCAAGACCGACGCCGACCGGCUCCGAGAAGCUGCACACGGUCAUAUGAAGGUGCCACAGCGGUACGUCGUGCCAACGUCGUACCCACAGCACUUGCAUCACCUGUCGCUUGGCCAUUUGGUCAACAACCUGCGCUGUCGAAGCAUUGCUUACACGUCCGAACGAGUGCAACGAAUUAGCGACCUCGAUGCGCUCGGAUUCCUCUGGCGUCUGUCGUCCAGGAAUGCGACGUUUUGCGUCGUGCAUCGCCCAGGCAAGUGCGCGCCCAUGUCACAGCUCGUCGCGUGGUCGGAGCAGAUCGAGGCGCUACUCGUCUUUCGGCGUCUGCACGGCCACGCCAAUGUGCCCGACGGGUUCAUCGUGCCACCGCAGACGCCGUGGCCGCUUCGGAUGCAUCACGUCGCUCUCGAUCUCGCACUCACGUCGCUGCGCGCGCAUGUCUACGAGCUGCCCAAGACCGACGCCGACCGGCUCCGAGAAGCUGGUUUCUUUGCCGAUCUGCCCGACUUUAGCACAUUCAUUGAGCUGCUCGCCAUCUAUCGCACCGAAUUUGGCUCUAGCGCCGUCCGCAUCGACUUUGUCGUGCCUCCAUCGGGCGGUCCCUGGAUCAACGUCUGGCGCGGCUUGGCCCUCGGCGAUCUUGCGUGGUCGGUCGGCUUGAGAGCUCGGGCGCUCGAGGCAACGCAGCACGACGACCUGCAACGAGUCGGCUUUGUCUUCAACGUCGAUGCGACGUGGGCCAACAUCGUACAUGGACUCGAGCACUUUCGAUCUCUGUACGGUCCACUGGCGGUCCCAACGAGCUUUGUGGCUCCAGCUACGUGGCUGAGCGACCUCGCCGGACUGCGCCUUGGACACUACGUCGAGCGCAUGCACACGGCAAAGCGACUGCGUCUGCUGCCACCGGCCACAGCAUCAACCUUUGCAGCGCUCACGCAGAUUCCGCCCGUCGCCUCAUCGUUGUGGGCGCCCCCGCGCGAUGCAAACGCACGCCUUGAGGUUCUGCAGCAACUUCGAGACAUUGUGCGUGUCGUCCGUGACGUCUAUACCGUCGUACCCAACGACUUUGUCGUGCCCGCGAGUGGCUCUGCGUGGCCAGCAGACAGUGACGGCGUUCAGCUGGGUGUGCGUCUGCGCUGGUUUUGGCAACACAAACAACUCUCGGUGCCCGUGUGCGACGAGAUCCGCGCUCUCGGCGUCCGAGUCGCCAACCGCAGCGCCAUCACGAAUAAGUUACCACCCACCGCGCCAGCACUGAAGUACCGCACUUGGACGGCCCACGACAAGAUGCGCGCCCUCGGUUUCUAUCGACAUUUGCACGGGUCGGCUCGCGUGCCCGUACGACUCGCCGUCUUUGCAAACAACCUUCGCUAUUAUCCCCGAGUGCUCGACGACAAACUCGAGGUGCAGCUCAAGCUCGUGGGCUUCUCGUGGCCGACGUCCUGGGUUCCGUCUUCCCGCUGCGUCAAGCGUACGACGCGCGGUGCGCUUGUUGUCGGGAUGGUCCCGAUUGCUGCGCAGGUCGCAGCCCUUCAUACGUAUCAGUGCCUGGUCGGCGACGUGCUUGCGAUGCCAAAGGACUUUGCCGUGCCUCGGAACGACGCCGCUUGGCCAACUGGCAGCAGCGACAUUGUGCUCUCGUAUGUGCUUCCGUCGCUGCGGUAUCACUGGUUCGAGCUCGCACCAGAAGACGAGGCAACCGUCCGAGCGUUGGGUCUCUUUACUGACGUUCCGCCCUUUGACGUAUUUGUCCAGCUGGCCUUUCGUCUCUCCUGCGAUGACAAGACGACCGUACCGCUGGACUUUGUGGUGCCCACCGAAUGGUCGGCGUCGUGGCAUGACGCACCGCUGGGCGAGCUCGCGUGGUCGCUCGGGGUGCGAAUGACGCAACUUGAGAAGAACAAGUCGCAGCAGCUAGCGGCGAUCGGCUUUGCCUUCAACACACCUGCGACGUGGGCGCACAUCGUGGACGGACUGCGCACGUACCACUCGCUCUAUGGCUCGAUGGACGUACCAGAGGACUUCCUUGUACCUCAAACUGCCAGUUGGCCGGAAGACAUGCACGGCAUGCGCCUCGGCCAUUGCGUCAAGUUCCUCGUCACAGCAAGAGAGCUCUACUUGCUGCCGGCCGCGACCACCACCGCAAUCGAUGCCAUCGGAGCCGAUGCUCCAAUGCCAGAAGCUGUGUCAAUAUCGGUGGGCGUGAACGCGGCGACGCCCGCCAUCUCUGCGGCGGCAACCAGUGAUACCAUCGGAGCCGAUGCUCCGCCGCCAGAAGCUACAACAUUGUCAAGCGACGAGAACUCGGCGGCGCUAGCCAUCCUUGCCUCGGCAGCCACCACCACGGUCGUCCAACCAGCCGCCAACGAAGUCGUCGCUGCGCCGUUGCCAAUGACCCUCUGCCAAGCGUCGCUCUCGAGCAGCCGGCAGUACAAGCAGCUCCCGCGCUCGAUGUUGACACCGACACGAACGAGCGCUGCGACCACCUCGUUGCGCUGGAUCUGUGGCUCCACGCGACGCCACGCCCGAGCGAUUCGACGCUUCUCGGCUCUGUAUCGCCAGCAGUCCCAUCUGGACGAACUGCGGGCAUUGAAGUUCAAGUGGCAGCUUUUCGAUUAACGCAUUUUAUAUAUCAAAUCAUCAAUC